This is a messenger RNA of Coffea arabica (coffee), 561 nucleotides long. RefSeq lists its product as uncharacterized. The record is from RefSeq and is a predicted model, not a curated record. Gene Ontology annotation, molecular function: nucleic acid binding; RNA-DNA hybrid ribonuclease activity. Lineage: Eukaryota; Viridiplantae; Streptophyta; Magnoliopsida; Gentianales; Rubiaceae.
AUGUGGGACCUGGAGAAAAGGGAAAGCAAAAAGGAUGAUCCAGAAGUACCAACGAUGACCAUCACAAAAGAACUUCAGGAUCAACAUGCCAUUCUAAUGUUCACGGAUGCAGCAAUGGACAAAAAGAGAAGUAGAGGGGGACUGGGCAUCGCAGCAAAGGACCAUAAUGGAAAACUUGUUAAAACUUGGGCAAUCCCUACUGGAAUGAUGAAGGAUGCUGCCAUACUAGAAGCUGAAGCAAUCAGAUCAGCCAUGCCCAAAGCUCUAGAAGAAGGGUGGACAUCUCUACUCAUACAUUCAGAUUGUAAGUGUCUAGUGGAUAGAAUUAAUCACAGAUGUUUUGGGUUAUCUCUAUUAGAUGUGUUGGUAGAUGAUAUCAUACAUCUUAGUCGAUCCUUUUGGCGAUGUUCCUUCAUAUUUAUUGGAAGGAAAUAUAAUCGCACUAGUCAUGGUUUGGCAAAAUUUGCCAUUAACCUAAUUGAUGAAACAAGGUGGGAGCUUGACUUCCCUGUGUGGCUUAGGAUUGAAGCCCACAAAGAUGUCCUGGCCAUGUGCCAGUAG